Aureobasidium uvarum is the source of this 1296-nucleotide messenger RNA. The record is from the annotation of a GenBank genome assembly. NCBI's taxonomy places the organism in Eukaryota, Fungi, Ascomycota, Dothideomycetes, Dothideales, Saccotheciaceae.
AUAUUGUGCACAAUGCCUCAUCUGGAGGAAAAGAUUCGCAUCGCGAUUGCCGGCGGAGGCAUCGGAGGCCUUUGUCUCGCAGUCGGUCUCAUGGACUAUCCCAACCUCGACGUACACAUCUACGAAGGCGUACCAGAGUAUACCGACAUUGGUGCCGGACUCGCGCUGCACAAGAAUGCCAUCACCGCCAUGGACCUCAUUCAUCCCGCGAUCAAAAAGACGUACUUUGCCAAAGCCCUUACCAUGGCUGGGGAAGAAGACGAGGAGAUGGUCACUCAAGUUGUUCUUGUCAGUGGACCCAACACCGGAGAGCUGGUCGCAGAGCUGGGUAAAGCANAAGGUCGCAGGACCGUAGCAAGAUCGGAUCUGCUUGACGGGUUACUGGCCUUGUUGCCCAAAGACCGUGUUACUUUUGGCAAGAAGCUCGACAGCAUCCAAGAAGAUGGUCACAAGGUAACACUCACAUUCAAGGAUGGUACGACAGCGGAGGCCGACUGUCUGCUUGGUGCAGAUGGUGUGCAUAGUGGUACUCGAAAAUAUAUCCUUGGACCGGAUCACCCAGCCGUACCGCCGAAGAACCCCGAUGGCUGGAGGGUGCACUCACGUCAAGUGCCCAUGGAGCUUGCAAUGAAGACGAUCGACUCGAAAUGGAGGCGAACCGUGCCAAUUCUCUGUGGCAAGGAAGGUCACGUCAAUAUGAUGCCUCUUCACAAAGGAGAAAAGUUGAGCAUCAUUUGUGUGACACGUACUGGUAUUGCAAGCGAUGGCAGUCUUGCACCCUUCGAGAAGGAGCGUUUUGCAGAUUACCGCGAAGACGCCAAAGCCGCCGUCGAGCAGAAGAUCACUGUACUGAUCAGAUUCGCAACAGNNCUUGUCGCAGAAGACCCCGCCAUAACUUGGGAACUCCAACAACAUGAACCGGCACCCUAUUACAACCAACGCAACAUUGCUGUGAUGGGAGAUGCAGCCCACGCAUGUAUGCCUUUUGUCGGACAGGGUGCAGCUCAAGCCAUCGAAGAUGCUGCUGUGCUCACCGCGCUUUUCAAGCGUGUAGAGUCAGCAUCGCAGAUAGAGAAGGCACUGAAAGCCUACGAUCAGGUUCGUAGACCCCGUGCACAAGCCGUUGUCACCAUGGGCUGCGACUUUGGCCGCCUGUAUGAUUUCGCACUACCGGGUGUUGGGGACGAUCCGGUCAAGAUGAAGCAGUUUAUGGGCAAAGCAGCGGCUUUCACCAACAACGCCGACCUAGGAAAGCAGAACCAAGACGCUUUGGACGCGUUCGAGGCUUUGAUGUAG